Molecule: messenger RNA, 621 nt
Organism: Patiria miniata (bat star)
Lineage: Eukaryota; Metazoa; Echinodermata; Asteroidea; Valvatida; Asterinidae
Product: lactadherin-like
Exons: 3
Coding region: 40-621 (193 amino acids)
Source: RefSeq, a predicted model, not a curated record
UUAGCAUCCUAAGAUCAUUUUGUUGCUAGAGACUCUGGGAUGCACAAAAGAUCCAUAAUCCUUCUUUUUGUUAAUAAAAUGAGAUUUGGUACAAAACCUGUUCUCGAAACAAUCGUACAUUUUUCCUCAGAUGACGUUUCUUGCUCUGUGGGGGGACCUCUCGGGAUGGAAGACGGUCGCAUCCCGGAUGAACGCAUCACAGCUUCGUCUUUUUGGGAAAACCGAGCUGUUUGUGGCCCAGUCAGGGCCAGACUGAAUACUCAAGGAUACGCUGCAGCAUGGUGUAACGAUGAAAUCACUGAUAAUAUCAGUCCAUGGAUACAGGUUGACUUCGAUGGCACAGUCACCAUCACUGGUCUGAUCACCCAGGGGCUUGGUGACAGCCACCCAUACGACCAAUGGGUGACGGAGUACCAAGUGACGUACAGCAAAGACGGUCAGUCCUGGAAUAACGUGAAUGAUGCAGACGGCACACCAAAAAAGUUCCCUGGUAACAAGGACAAGAACACCCUGGUAACUACUCGCCUACCGUUUGCCUUGCGCACCAGAAUCCUGCGCAUUCACCACACUGCGUGGAGCGUACAUUGCUGCAUGAGGUUUGAAGUGAUUGGCUGCUAUUAG